GAUUCACUGCCGACACAACAAGACAAUUGGAUAAGGUUAACACUUAACAGAUAACAAGACAGGGGAUUUGAUCUCUGCCUAAAUCUUCCCAAGAACCACCACACGGCUCAGUCGGAGAUCGUUAACCUUUCAGGGAAGGUCUGAAACCCAUCCGGGAGAAGCUGCCCGUUUUGGGGAAAAGGGCCGGUGGGCCAAACACGUAAGCCCAGCAACUUCGCUUCUUCUCUUACUUAUCUGAACUGCCGCGGCCGACCGACCGACCCCGACCGAGAGUGAGACAGAGAGUCCAGAGUAAGUGAGCGACUGACACUGACUGAGUGAGCUUUGUUGGGCGUCCCUCCGAGGACACACAAGAUUGCCCUCUCUCCCCCCCGAAACAAAAAAACAAAAAGAACAAUACACAAAGACAAUCACUGAGAGAGGGGCCCAACUAACUCUUUCUUCGCAAGUCACUCCCUUCUCCAGCAGUUUUCUCCGAUGAAAAAAAGAAAAAGUAUCCCUUCCGUUCAGUAUGGCCGACUUUCACCAGCAGCAGCCUUUGGGGGCCGCUGUUGCUGCUCCUCCCGACCAUGAACCCCCGCCCGAGCAGCAACGGGUGAGGAAACGUCGCAGGCGCACCAUGGCAUGUAUGCAGUGUCGCAGCAGAAAACUCCGCUGCGAUCGUGAGUAUCCCGUAUGCAGUCGCUGUCAGAAGAGCAAGACGCCGAAUAAAUGCACUUAUGAGGAUGGCUUCCUCUGGCAGCAACCCAAUACAGUUGCCUCGCCCGUUUUCUCCGAGCGAGGUCCCACAACCACGGUGCAAAUGCCCCAGGCUGAUCGGGCGACUGCCCACCCUACCCCGGACUCGGGGAUAAGCAGUCUGGCCUCUCGGUGUCAUCCCUCGCAUCCCGUCGAGGAAAAACGCGAUAAAUUUCUGGAAACCGUCUUGGGUGCCCCCAAGGCCGCCGUCAACCAGGAGCCGUAUGUCAACACCGAGCUGCUCCAGCGCCCCCGCCACCCGCCCGAAUCCCAUCAUCAUUCCAACAACUCUCAACCCUACCCCGACGAUAACGAUGAGACUCCUACAUCGCCGUCGCAGCAACUGGACGUCUCCCCUCGGAUCAUGAUGCGAGGUAAAGAGACCAAAACCCGUUUCAAUGGGUCGGGCAUUUUUGCCAACCUUAUCGCGCAGUUCCCUGACCUCAGGUCCUUUGCGGAGGAGAUCCGUCAAGCCAGUCCGCAUCUGUCAGCGUUGCGGCCCGACUUGAUGAGAGUAAGGAAAGGGGUCUGGAAGAAAAAGCCUCUGAAUACGCCAUUUCCCACACCCACAACAAGUUCCUUGAUUCCAAUGCUCCCAUCACGUGCAGUGGUGGACGAGCUGGUCACCUUGUACUGCACCUACAUCGAAUCCACCCACCGGAUCCUUCACAUCCCAUCAUUCCUCAAUGAAUUGGAAACGUUCUGGGCGCAGCGCGAAUCGCCAGAUAUGGUCUCGCCGAUCUUUGUGGUGCAGCUUCUCCUAGUGCUUUCUUGUGCAUGGAACCUCGCCGAUUUCCAGACGCUGCAGAUGAAGAGCGAGGGGCAUCUGCAAUGUUAUACGGCCGUCGAGUGGGUCCUGCAUGCCGAGAAGUGGAUGGAGAACGCGCAUAUCAAGCGCCCGGAGUUGACCAGUCUCCGCCUGAAUACCUUGCUGAUCAUCGCCCUCAACAUCCAUGGCAUGAAACGCAGCCAAGCUUGGCUUGCGACGGGAACGCUAGUCAAGCAAGCCAUGAUGGCCGGAUAUCAUCGGGAUCCGACCCGGUAUAGCAGGAUCUCCGUCUUCAAUAUGGAAAUGCGCCGACGGAUAUGGACCACGAUCGUUGAAAUCGAUCUACAGGUAUCUCUCGAACGAGGCAUGCCACCGUCAAUCCAGGAAGCUGAUUACGACACGGCCCCGGCACUCAACAUUAAUGACGACGAGAUCCACGAGGACAGCACAGAGCUUCCGACGGCAAAGCCGUUGGAUGUCAUGACGGAUUGCUCCUUCCAAGCGGUCCUCGUACAAUCCCUUCCGCUGCGGCUCAAGGCCUGCGCGUUAAUGCACUCCCCACGAAUUAGCUGCCGAUACGAAGAUAUCCUGCACUUUGACUUUGAAUUGAACCGACACCUUUCCAAGAUCCCGACCUGGCCGACUUCAGACGUGGACAACUUUCAAACCGCGCACCGCGGAAUCCUUAUCCGAGCAAUGCUGGAAAACAAAAUCGGACACACUCUCCUAUCCAUACACACACCUUUCGCCAUCGAGGCGCCAAAAGACUCCCUCUUUACACCGUCCGCUCGGGCUCGCUUAGAAGUAGCGUCGAUGAUUCUAUCCACGCAACGGCGCUUACGCGAAACCUCGCAACGGCUGUCUCUCUGCAAUAUGGGUGACUGGACCAUGCAGGCGUACUGCACUAUCUGCGAGCUUCUACAUCAGGGGCAAAUCACUAACGGCGCCUCCACUUUCCUAACCCGCACCCUCCCUGGACUCCCUGAAUCUCUGAUAUCCCUGGUGGAGGUGGUCCUGACGUGUCUCGAAUCCCGCCUUCUCCUUGUGGUCAAGGGAGCUAAGGAAUAUUUCUUCAUGUCGACCAUUGUCGCAUUGGUCAAAGUAGGUCUCUGGCCGAGCCAGGCGCAGAUCUACAAGCAGGAGGUUGUGGAGCGAGUCAUACUUUUUGCGCAGACCCUGUUUACACGACACGCCAAUUGCGCCCAUCUAGGCGAAUGGGGAUUGGGCAACUUUAAAACCAACCAAGUUCCCAGCUUGAAUGCAAACCCUGGACUGGCACCCCCGUUUGUCCCUGACGUGAGCAUGGGGCAAACUCCCCAAUUUGGCAUGAUGCCACCGGGAGGAGAUUUAGAUCCAUUCCUCGACGCCUUCGACUGGGGCGACCUAACCGGAUUCACGUUGCAGCAAUGAUGUAAAAAUUCCUCUAUAUUAUCAUGACGACUGUAUGUAACUGUACCAACACCUCCGUGUACGCCCAUUCCCCGGAUUACUGUAAUAUGUAUUAUCUUUCUGU
This is a messenger RNA of Aspergillus welwitschiae, 3020 nucleotides long. Its product is annotated as putative C6 transcription factor. The record is from RefSeq and is a predicted model, not a curated record. Lineage: Eukaryota; Fungi; Ascomycota; Eurotiomycetes; Eurotiales; Aspergillaceae. Gene Ontology annotation, molecular function: zinc ion binding; DNA-binding transcription activator activity, RNA polymerase II-specific; RNA polymerase II cis-regulatory region sequence-specific DNA binding. Bases 512 to 2917 code for a protein of 801 amino acids. Gene Ontology annotation, biological process: DNA-templated transcription; regulation of transcription by RNA polymerase II. Gene Ontology annotation, cellular component: nucleus. The transcript is spliced from 5 exons.